AUGGAAGGAUGUCCACGUCUUCCUGCAAUAAAUUUUGAUUUAAAAUUAUCUAUAGAAUCAGUUGAUUUAUGUGAAAAAAUUCCAAAUUUUAUAACAGCUAAUUAUCAAGAAAAUGGUGCCAAUUUUUCUAAUGAAUGUGAACAAAUAAAUCGUCUUCGAGAAAAUGCUAUUAAUUGUACAACAGAUGAAUCUAGCGUACGAUGUCUUAAACGUUAUUAUUGUCAAUUACAAUUAUUACGCAAUCGUUUUCCUAUGUUACCUGAUACAGAAUGUUCUGUUCGAUUUACAUGGGAAGAUGGAUUUCAAAAAGAUGAAAAUACAUAUAAUGAUAUUCGAUUUGAAGAAGCUUGUAUUUUAUAUAAUAUUGGUGCAAUAUACUCAAGAUUAGGUGCCAAUGAAACAAGAAAAACACAUGAAAGUAUGAAAAAUGCUUGUACUUAUUUUCGAUAUGCAGCUGCAUGUUUUGAAAAAUUACGUGAUCAAUAUACAUCAUAUUCAGCAGAUUUUACUCCAGAAUUAUUAACAUGUCAAGUUGAUAUACUUUUAGCUCAAGCACAUGAAACUGUUCUUGAGAAAUCAUUAUUUGAUCAACGACCACAUUCAGUCAAUGCUCAUUUAGCCAUGCAAAUAUCAGAGUAUUGUCAAAUGGCACUUUUAAAUCUCAUGAAACCAGGAAUUAAUUCAAUUGUAUCAAAAAGAUUUCGAGAAUGGCGUGUUGCUUUAACAUAUAAAUUAUCAUAUUAUCUCUCAAUAACAUAUUAUUGUAAUAGUUUAAUAGCUGAUGAAAAUAAAAAACAUGGUGAAGCUGUUUGUUAUUUGGAAAAUGCUAUUGAACGACUUAAAGAUGGAUGGAAAAAUGCAGAAAAAAUAUCAACAGAUAAAACAAAUAUAUAUAAAGAUGCACAUACAUUUACUAUUGAUAUGAUCAUGGAAAAAUAUAAAAUAGUUAAGCGUGAUAAUGAUAAUGUUUAUUUUGAAAAAGUACCGACAUUAUCAAGUUUACCAGCUGUGCAAGGAGCUAUUGUGGCUAAAUCACAAUCAUUUGAUUGUCAUGAUCCGGAUGUAUCUGGAUCGGAUAUUUUUCAAAAACUAGUACCAAUGGAUAUACAUUUAGCUGUAUCAGAAUAUAGUGAAGAAAAAGCGAAACUUUUACGUGAAAUAAUUCAAUUCACAGAAAAUAAAAAUCGAGAACUUGAAACAUUUAUGGAUUGUUUACAAUUGGAUCGUAUUCCAUUCAAUAAUGAAUAUCUUCGUUUACCACGUGAAUUACUCGAUUGUUUUGCUGCUGUUGUUACGCGUCCAAAUAUGUCUAAAGAUCUGAUUACAGCUAUGCAACAACUUAAUAGUCAACAUCAUGAUAUAACUGAACAGAUUAAUGAAUUUGAACAAUUACUUCAAGCUUUGGAAGAAAAUAAUGAUGCAGUUAAAUCUAAUAAAGAAUUUAAAGAUUUACAAAUAAAUCUUAAAACUAUUCGUGAUAUGAUGUUACAAGCAAAUGAAAAUAAUACUGAAUUACAUCAACAUAUGACAACAAUAAUUGAACAUUUAAAAAUUCUUAAUUUACCACUUGAACAAUUAGAAAAAACUUUACCAAUUAUAACUGAACUUGACGAUGAAACAAAUAAGUCUAAAUUAUCAUAUCUUGGAUUAUUAAAUGAAAAAAUUGAAACAAUGAAAAAACAACGUGAAACAUUAUUAAAUGAUUUUCGUCAAAAAAUUCAAGAUGAUGAUAUAACAAAAUUUAUUCUUAUGCGACGACAAGAAAAUCAUAAAAAUUUAUUUUCUGAACAAAUAAAAAAACAUGAAGAAUUUAUUAAAAUUAUCAAACAAAACUGCAUCGCACAAGAUAAUAUUCUGCAUUCAUUAACAGAGACCAAUGCAAAUAUUGCUAAUAUACGAACAAAAAUUUCAACUACAUUAGAAACUCGUCAUCAAUUAAUUCAUGAAUAUAUUAAUUCAUUUAAAUUAUUUGAUGAUACUUUAUCAAAAGCGUAUGAAGGAAUGGAAUUUUAUAAGAAACAAAGUAUAAAGUUAAAAUCAUUAAACGAACGUCUAACUACUUUACAAUCUCAACACGCAGCUAAAAUUUUAUUAAAUCAUGAAGUAUCAUCUCAACACAGUAUAUUGAAUCAUAAUAUAGAUUCACCAAUUAUUCCUGAUCGACCACGUCUUAAAGAUUAUUUAGCUGCUAUGAAACCUGAAACAUGGGGUUCACAAACAAGUCGAUCAUCAAUUAAAGCUGAAGAAAAUAUGUAUAUACCGCCAACGAUGUCAACUAUAAACACGAAUACUAAUUUUUAUACUGAUCAAGUAUUACCAACCGGUCCUGUAUAUUCAAAUGUUUCAAACAUGACUGAACAAAAGUUUACAACUUUACCAGCAUUUAAUCCACAUAGACAAUUUCCAGUACAAACAUCAAUGCCUGUUGGACCGUCGUCAACAUCAUUACCUUUUUCACUUGAACAUUCAAUACCAUAUCAACAAUCAACAUACAAUCAAUCGAAUCCAUUUGAUCAGAAUUCAACUUUAUUUGCUCAAAAUUUCGGUAGUCAACCUCAAAUGACCUAUAAUUCUCUUAAUGCUCAAUCAUUUUCUCAACAACAGCAACAACAACAGUUCUAUCCUUCACAAUCAUUUCAAUCUCAACAAUCAGUUUAUCAACCUUUUAUACAUCAUCAAUUAACUCAACCAAUAUCGCAAAAUUUCUCAAGUCAUCAUUCAGAUUUACAAUAUCCGUCCAAUUAUCAAUGCCAAAAUUUCGGUGAUUCAAAUCGUACUAUUCAACAAUCUUUGCCAGCAUUACCAACUAAAUAUGAUCCAUAUCGUCCACAACCAAUUGGUGCAUAUGACAUUCCAACAACACGACAAACAACAUUUCCACCACCUCUUAUUCAUCCUCAAGAUGUUUACCGUCCAGGUGGUUUACUUGGAAUAAAUCAAACACAAAUUCCAUCAUCAUCAUCAUCAAUGACUAACAAUAAUAAUGAUUCAAGUCAAUAUAUGCAAUAUAACCCUGCUUCUAAUGCUUCUGUAUCUUCUUCGUUUGGUAAUUUAUCAAUAAAUUCAAUGUCAAAUCAUUAA
Molecule: messenger RNA, 3081 nt
Organism: Rotaria sordida
Lineage: Eukaryota; Metazoa; Rotifera; Eurotatoria; Philodinida; Philodinidae
Source: the annotation of a GenBank genome assembly